AUGGAUUUAACCAAACUUUUGCUGACGCGGAAGCAUUGGAGCUCCAAUUUUGCUCAAUUCUGGAGAAAUUUUGAGAGUAACGUAAAGCUCUCGAGGUUUGAUUCAGAGUACUCUCAUGGCAGUGGUGAAUCUAUGUCAAGUUACGAAGGAGAUGAGAGGCUUGAACUUCAACGUAAAACCUCAGCAGCGGUGGUUCAUGUUGAUUCUGAUGACGAGGAUGAUGAUUUCGACGAGGAUGACUCUGGAGCAGGCUCUGAUGAUUUUGAUCUGCUUGAGCUUGCGGAGACUGGUGCCGAGUUUUGUCAGGUUGGGAACGUGACUUGUAGCAUUCCUUUUGAGCUUUAUGAUCUCUCUAGUCUCGAAGAUAUACUCUCUGUUGAUGUUUGGAACGAGUGUCUCACUGAGGAAGAACGGCUCAGCCUCUCGAGUUACCUUCCUGACAUUGAUCAGCUCACGUUUAUGCUUACCCUGAAAGAGCUUUUCGAGGGUCGUAAUUUCCACUUUGGCAGUCCGAUCAAGAAACUGUUUGGCAUGUUGAAAGGUGGGCAGUGCGAGCCCAGGAACGCGCUUUAUCUCGAGGGUCGUAGUCUGUUUCUAAGAACAAAACAUUAUCAUUCCUUGAGGAAGUAUCACAAUGACAUGGUCGUGAAUCUCUGUCAGACGAGGGAUGCUUGGGCGAGUUGUAAAGGGUACAGCAUCGAUGAGAAGCUCCGUGUCCUGAAUAUCGUCAAAAGCCAAAAGACUCUGAUGCGUGAGAAAAAAGAUGAUUUUGAAGAGGAUUCAUCGGAGAAGGAGGAGCCUUUUGAUGGGCUUUGGAGCAGAAAGGUCAAAGAUAGGAAGUCUGCGCAGAACAAAGUGGCGCGUCACUCUGGUUAUGGUGUUGAUUCAGGUGUGGAAUUUCAUAGCCGGCGGCAGCUUUCUGCUGCAGAGCAGGAUAGAUAUGGCAAACCAAAGUCGAAGUCGAAGACGGCAACACUGAAGUAUCCUUUGGCUAAAACGUCUGUUGGGCCAUAUGCUUCAGGCUAUAAUGGGUUAGGUGUGAACUCUGCAUACAACACCUCUUCUCUGGCUCGGAAGAAGUAUGGUUCAAGUUUGGCUCUUGGGUCAGAAGAUAAUAUUGAUGAUGAUGAUCAGGAUCCACUCUUUGGAAUGGGUUCUCGACGAGAUCGGGAUCUUAUUGUUAGAGAUAGAUCUGGGUUCUUGAAGCCUGGAAAGAAACAAAAGUUUUCAAGAGAGGGAGAACCGAUCUCUGAACAUUUCAUGGGUCCACCAUAUUCACCAAGGCAGUCCCACAGCAAUUUUGCAAAGUCAAGUAAAUAUGUAAAUUAUGCUCAGCCUCAUGCAUAUGCAGAUCAGAUGAAGCCUGUAAAAGGUAGUCUCCCAGACCUUCGUGGGGACGCCUAUCGGCAUGGGAAGAAUCACGGAGAUGGCCUUUCUGUUUAUCCCAGAUAUAUAUCUGAUGACUUGAAUGGUAAAAGCAAAAAGUUGAAGUCUGAGAGGAACUCACCUGAUACUAGUUUGAGAUCUUAUAGAGCUUCUAUGCAACAAAUGAACGAAAGGUUCUUGAAUUCUGAUUUUGGUGAGAACCAAGCGCAUGAAAAGAUUAGGGUGAAUGUGGUACCAAAUGCGAGGUCUGGUAUUACGGAAUUUAGAGAUAGCAGAAUGUUCAUGAGAAAUGAUGAUACAGAGUCGGAUUCAUCUGAGGGGUAUGAUGAUGGUGAGGAGAGAAAUCGCUUCAUACGGAACAAAUCAUCCGUCUCUGUUGGUAGGAUGAAUAAUGCUCACUUUCCAGUACUAAGAUCCGGACAAGAUAGUAAAAUGUUCAAAUCAAGAAAGAAAGAUAUGCGGGAGAAUGAAUUGCUUGAUGGACGUGGUGAUUACUUGAGAUAUUUAGGCGCACAUGGAGAACACAUCUAUGCGCCUGAGACAGAGAAGCAUUCCUUCAAGGCAAAACAAAAGGGUAAGAUGCGUGACAGGAGUCCCUUCUCUCGAGAUUUCGAAGAUGGCCCUGUCACAAGCUUGAGUGAGUUGAAGGACAGAAACAAGAGGAAGGAGUUAUUCAGGCCAAACAAGAGUAGCCAGACAAGAGAGCAAAUGACUGAUAGACAACGGUUUCAGAGACCAUCUGCAAAACCAAAUUUGUCUGGGAGAAAAAGAGGCUUUGAUGAAGAUGACGAAUCACCUGAGAUGAGAAGAUUGGUUAAUGAUAGUGGCCGAGGUCGACAUAGUAGGAAAUAUCAGGUCUAUGAGGGAGAUGGUAAUAGUGGUGAUGAAAUUUCAGAUGCCAGGUUGUUGGUUAAUUGCAGUACUUUAUCAAAGAAGAAGAAGGCUAGAGAGUCUUUGAUGGAUAUGGAGAGGAGGGAGGAUAAUGGUGAGCUGCAGCUUUAUUCUGACAUUCAACAGCCGGUUAAUGAUAUUAAUGCCUCAAAGAGAAAGGGGAAGAGGAAAAUGGAGGUUGAUGUUGAUUUUCUCGAUCUGGAAACCUCUGAAACACCAAAAACAGGAAAGGGUGCAAGUGAAGCAGAGGUGGAAACAAAGCCUCAGAAGAAGCCAUUUGUGUUGAUCACACCAACAGUUCACACUGGCUUCUCUUUCUCCAUUAUACAUCUUCUCACAGCAGUGCGUAUGGCGAUUACAACUUCGCGUCCUGAAGAUUCAUUAGAUGUUAGCAAGCCUAUGGCAGUGGAGAAUGCAGAACACGAAGCUGUAGAAAAUGGUGCUCCCAUGUCCAAGGAUGCAGAGGAUAACAAAUCGCCACAGCAGGGAAGUGGGAACUUGCCAUCCCGCACUAUCCAGGAGAUUGUUAGCUGUGUGAAGUCAAACCCGGGAGAUCCUUGUAUCCUGGAGACACAAGAGCCGCUUCAGGAUUUGAUUAGAGGAGUUCUGAAAAUCUUCUCCUCGAAAACCUCACCUCUAGGGGCAAAGGGUUGGAAGCCGCUUGUAGCAUUUGAGAAGUCCACGAAAAGCUGGUCUUGGAUUGGGCCUGUUCUAAGCCCUUCUGAUCAAGAAACUGUUGAAGAAGUAACAUCGUCUGAAGCCUGGGGUCUCCCGCACAAGAUGCUUGUCAAGUUGGUUGAUUCAUUUGCAAAUUGGCUGAAAAAUGGUCAGGAGACUCUUCAGCAAAUCGGGAGUCUUCCCGAACCACCACUGUCACUCAUGCAGUGUAACCUUGACGAGAAGGAAAGAUUUAAGGAUCUGAGAGCCCAAAAGAGCCUUAGCACAAUUACCCACAGUUCCGAAGAAGCAAGAGCUUAUUUCCGCAAAGAGGAGUUUCUGAGGUACUCAAUUCCGGACAGAGCCUUUGUGUACACGGCUGCUGAUGGUAGGAAGUCGAUUGUUGCUCCUUUGAGAAGAGGCGGAGGGAAGCCAACCUCGAAAGCUCGGGAUCAUUUCAUGUUGAAACGUGAGAGACCGCCACAUGUUACAAUUCUGUGUCUUGUGAGAGACGCUGCCGCAAGAUUGCCUGGUAGUAUUGGGACAAGAGCUGAUGUGUGUACCUUAAUAAGAGACUCACAGUAUAUCGUGGAGGAUGUGACGGAUGCACAAGUGAAUCAAGUCGUGAGUGGGGCCUUGGAUCGUUUGCACUAUGAGCGGGACCCUUGUGUCCAAUUCGAUUCAGAUAGGAAACUGUGGGUCUAUCUACACAGAGACAGAGAAGAAGAAGAUUUUGAAGAUGAUGGUACUUCAUCCACUAAGAAAUGGAAGAGGCCGAAGAAGGAAGCUGCAGAGCAAACAGAGGAACAAGAAGCUGUCACUGUAGCGCUUCAUGGGGAUGACGAACAAACCGGGAUGGAGUUGGACUCAGACCAGAAGACUGUUGAGCCUGCUGGUUUAGACGGGGAUCAAGAAGCAGCAGACCAACUUUGUAAUGAGACUGAACAAGCUGCAGAGGAGGAGCAAGAUGUUGAAAACACUGCAAAGGGUCAUGAGACAACGAUGUGGGAGCCUCAUCCUGCUGUUGUUUCAUAUCAUGCGGAGGAUAAUACAUUUAUCUGCCAAGAGAACUCAGUGAAAACUGCAGAGUGUAGUUCUUUAACAGAAAGAGAGGCUAUGGAUUUGUAUAAAGACAAUUAAUUGGUUUGGUCUCAAAAUAUGUCAGAAGAGUGAGAUCACAACAAGGCUCUCUCACAAACAUGUUGAAAGGUUAUUCCUGUUGUUCCCAUGCCAUAUAUCUUUUUAUUUUGAAGAAGAAGAAAAAAAUGAAAUUAGUGGAAUUAUUGAAUGAUUAAACGUCAAUAUAUAAGCAUAGGGAAAAAAAUAAUGUUUCAUCAGGUGAACAUGAAAAUACAAAGGUGAUAUUCAUCUAAAACGGGUCGAUGAGAAAUCAGAAUUCGCUAUGAUGAUUGAUGACAUUCAUACAUACUAUUGCUCGUUAAAGAGAUGGACAAAGCACAAUACAAAUGAAUUUGUGUGGAUAUUUCAUGUCAUUUUCAUUUUCAUGGUUUGUAUAAGUUUAUAUUAAAUAUUUAAUAGUGUCAUGUGAAAUUUAGUGAUUGUGACAGCUCGGAACCGCAUAAAAGUUCAGGCAACGUGAGUAGCAGAGGCUUGUUAAUAAAAAGGUAGAAAAUUUC
This is a messenger RNA of Thlaspi arvense, 4571 nucleotides long. The record is from the annotation of a GenBank genome assembly. Lineage: Eukaryota; Viridiplantae; Streptophyta; Magnoliopsida; Brassicales; Brassicaceae.